This is a messenger RNA of Hippocampus comes (tiger tail seahorse), 1480 nucleotides long. It is a transcript of the gene stmn2b, whose product is annotated as stathmin 2b. Bases 156 to 695 code for a protein of 179 amino acids. Gene Ontology annotation, molecular function: tubulin binding. Gene Ontology annotation, cellular component: cytoplasm; growth cone; neuron projection. The record is from RefSeq and is a predicted model, not a curated record. Gene Ontology annotation, biological process: regulation of microtubule polymerization or depolymerization; neuron projection development; microtubule depolymerization. The transcript has 5 exons. NCBI's taxonomy places the organism in Eukaryota, Metazoa, Chordata, Actinopteri, Syngnathiformes, Syngnathidae.
CACCCCUUCACCACCUGCUUCCUGUCGCUCAUAACGGAGCAGCAGGCGUCCUGGCAGCCCCCCUUUCUCUCUGCUGACUCAGUUCCUUCGCAGCAGUCCUGCCCAUCCCCGAGAACGAGCAGCAGCAGUAUCCUCCUCCGCCCAGCACAGCAGAAAUGGCCAAAACCGCAAUUGCUUACAAGGAGAAGAUGAAGGAGAUUUCCGUCUUCUCGCUCAUCUGCUCCUGUCUCUACCCUGACAGCCGCAAAAAGACCCUGGGAGACUUUGAAGAGUUGGACAUCAAGCCGAUCAACAAGCGCGCGUCGGGCCAGGCCUUCGAGAUCCUCCUGAAGCCGACGUCGCCCGUGUCGGACACUGCCCACUGCGUCACCUCGCCCCCCAAGAGGGACAUCUCCCUGGACGACAUCCAGAAGAAGCUGGAGGCCGCCGAAGAUCGCAGGAGAUCUCAGGAAGCGCAGGUGCUCCGGGCGCUGGCGGAGAAGCGCGAACACGAGCGCGACGUGUUGCUGAAGGCCAUGGAGGAGAACAGCAACUUCAGCCGCAUGGCCGAGGAGAAGCUCCAUCUGAAGAUGGAGCAAAUCCAGGAGAACCGCCAGGCCUACCUCGACGCGCUCAUGGAGCGCCUGCACCAGAGGGAGAGGCACGCUCAGGAGGUGCGCAGGAACAAGGAAUUGAGAGAAGAGGUGACAGCGUGAGGAGCUCCCUACUCACCUCCAACCGCCCCCCCCCCCAGGUCUUUAGUGUCCACUCAACAAACUUCCGCCCUCCUCCCCUGGGUCCUAGUCCCCACCUACUAUAAAAAAAAAAAAACAAACAAACAAAAAAAAACGCCACCAGUUCCUUCCUCUUUUCCAUACAACCACAGAGCAUUCCAAGACCGAGGCGCACACGCGGGAGGGUUUUGGUGGAAGUCUCAUUAAUAAUCACAAAAAAAAAAAAAAAAAACGUAAAUCAGCCACUCUUCUCAACAACAACAAAAAUGGAAUCUGAUUGCCAGAAAGCAACAGCGGUGGUGUAAAUACUUUUUUUCCUUAUAUCCAGUACAAAAAGUAUCGAUUGUAGUCUGCCAUUUUUUUGUUGUCAUUACGUUUAUUUUUGUUGUUGCUUUGUGGCUUCGAUGUUUUGGUGGUGCGUUUGCAAGCUCCCCCUUUCCGUCCCGCUAGUUAGCAUUUAUUGCUAAGCUAACGCAUAGCAUCCCUAAUCUCUUUCUUGGUCAGUCACACGCGUUUAGCAUAGCACACAGCUAAUUAGCAUUUAGCUACGCUGCAGAAGACAACAAACUGGAAUCCUGCCAUCUCAUCUUCUAUCCCACUUUAAGGAGCAAAUCACGCCUGAGGACGAACCCCGUUAGUUGGUCCCAUUUCACGUGAUUUGUUGACCGUGUGUGUGUGUGUGCGUGCGUGUGUGCGUGCGCGUGUCUGCAUUAAUGUACAUCUUUGUCAAUCAAGCUGUGGUUAAUAAAGAUUUGGGGUUCACUGAA